AGAGAUCACCUUAUGACGAUGAUUAAUUGCGAGGAACGGUAUUUUUCAUCCGCGAAGAAGUUAUUUGCGAAUAUUUUCGAUGAGAUGAACAAGAUAUUAAGGAAAAGAAAGGAAAAUAUAAAAAUUGGUAGAUUUGGCGGCAAGACGCGAUCAGCUGAUUGGUGGUCGGCGGUUUACGCGCGAAAUGCUGGAAUCGCAGGCCAAUAAGAUCCAAUCGAGAUAAUUUUACCGCGUAAUUGCGGCGGCAACGUUCCUGUGGUUGCUUCAAGUUGCUCGCAGUUCGUCGUCGUCAUCGUGGUUACGGGUUGGUCCCAUCUGAAGUCGUGGCUCGAAGAUUACAGAAACGUUCCAAUAACGAUGGCGUUGCACGAAUCUACCAAGGAGAACGUUCGCAAGCACCUUGAGGAUGUAUCGUUGCAUACAUCACCAAAGAAAUCGUGCAUAUCCCCGACUAUUUCUCAAGAUCAUGGAUUAAAAACUGAAUUACAGCUUUCCAAGACGAAGGCUGUGCGAAAGGUGCAAUUGAAGGAGGAGUUCGAUCCUGAACUGGAGCCGUUGCUCCAAGAAGGUCCAAAUCGCUUUGUAAUUUUCCCUAUUCAAUAUCCUGAUAUUUGGGACAUGUACAAAAAGGCCGUGGCUUCCUUUUGGACUGUAGAAGAAGUAGCUCUCCACAAACUGGACAAGAAGCACUGGGAUGGAAAGCUGAAUUCCGACGAAAGAUAUUUCAUAUCUCACGUUCUAGCGUUCUUUGCGGCUUCCGACGGUAUUGUCAAUGAGAAUCUAAUUGAAAGAUUCAGUCAAGAAGUGAAAAUCGCAGAGGCACGCUGCUUCUAUGGUUUCCAGAUUGCCAUCGAGAAUAUUCAUUCUGAAAUGUAUUCUCUGCUCAUUGAAACUUAUAUCUCUGAUCCGAAAGAAAAGGACUUUUUAUUUAAUGCGCUCGAGACGCUUCCCUGUGUUAGGAAGAAGGCUAAUUGGGCAUUAAACUGGAUCAAUCAUGAGAGUGCUGCAUUUCCCGAGCGUGUUGUUGCAUUCGCGGCAGUUGAGGGCAUCUUUUUCAGUGGCAGUUUUGCUGCGAUAUUCUGGUUAAAAAAGCGAGGACUUAUGCCAGGUCUUACUUUCAGUAACGAACUCAUCUCACGAGACGAAGGAUUACAUUGCGAUUUUGCAUGUUUAAUGUUUAAACAUAUUAUACAAAAGCCAACGUUUGAGCGCGUAAAAUCAAUAAUAAUGGAUGCUGUGGAAAUCGAAAAAGAAUUCUUAACAGAGGCGUUGCCAGUUGAACUGAUAGGAAUGAAUUGUACACUCAUGUGUACUUACAUUGAAUUUGUUGCAGACAGAUUGUUCGUUGCAUUAGGAUUUGAAAAGGUUUAUAAUUCGGAAAAUCCGUUCUCGUUCAUGAACCUCAUUUCCUUAGAGGGCAAGACAAAUUUCUUUGAGAAGAAGGUAGGCGAAUAUAAAAAGUUUGGAGUUGUGGAAGAAAGUUCUCAGAAAAAAGCAUCGAACUUGGUGUUCGAUGCAAAUUUUUAGCACAUGGUUUAUCAUAAGUAUUGUAAAAAUAAGGUGACUUCGCAUAUCUUGAUCCAUGAAGAAGUUGUACAUUAAUUAUCUUUAAGAUUUAGAAAUAAUUUUAUACUAAAGUGAUAUGCUUUAAAAUUGUAUGACAUGUUUGCAAGACAAAGAAAUGUUUAUAAAAAAAUUGUAAGGUACGUAUUAACGGCAUCAAAAAAAGUAUCGUAAUUACAUUUAAGAUAUUUUUAAUAAUUUUGUAAAAUACUAUUCUAUAUACAUUAACAAUAUAUGGAAAAAAGAUAGUUGCCAUUAUUCUAAUUCACACUCAUUCAAUAUUUCUAUUACUAAUAAACAGCGAAAAAGUUUUGAAAAUAGAAAAUAAUUGUAUGAAUUGUUGUUAUUCCGAUAAAGUACUUUGAAAUUACGAUACUCUUUUUAUCGGUCAAUCAAGUUGUUUAAUAAGCCAUUGAGAAGAGAGCUUAAUUAGAACGAAACAAAUUAAAUUUAUAAUUAGAGACUAAUUUACUAAAAUGUUCUUUUAUGAUUUGAUAUCGAUUUAUUUUACAAUGGUACGAACUCCAGACAUUUAUAUGCGUGUUACGUUUAGAUAUAAUUUAUCUUUUCUCUAUGUUAUAUUUUCAUUUUUUUUUGAAAAGUUAAAGUAUCGCAAAGUUUGAUAAAAGAGCCUUGUUACAUCAAUUAUUCUAUUAUGAAGUGCCACUAAAAUUUUGACCAAGUUAAAAACUGUACAUAAAUUUAGAUGAAUAAUCACAAUGAGGACAAAGAUUCUUUAAUUUAAAUCUUAAACAGUAUUUGAAUUAGUAAGUCUUUUGACAUGUAUGUAGACAGUAAUGUUAUGACAAUAAAUAUGAUUUAAAAGACUA
Messenger RNA from Ooceraea biroi (clonal raider ant), 2393 nucleotides. RefSeq names its product ribonucleoside-diphosphate reductase subunit M2 B. NCBI's taxonomy places the organism in Eukaryota, Metazoa, Arthropoda, Insecta, Hymenoptera, Formicidae. Gene Ontology annotation, cellular component: cytosol. The record is from RefSeq and is a predicted model, not a curated record. Gene Ontology annotation, molecular function: ribonucleoside-diphosphate reductase activity, thioredoxin disulfide as acceptor. Gene Ontology annotation, biological process: deoxyribonucleotide biosynthetic process.